AAAUUACUUUCUUAUGAAAACCCAGCACUCAGCCAAUCGCGUGGACGCAGGGGGGAGGAGUCAGAUUAUUUCAGCCAAUCCAGAAGCUCCAGGGGCGUGGUCAAUUCAAGAUAUGUUUUUUGUUUUUUUUCUGCAUGUCUUCUGGUUGCGUUUACCUCGUGGCCGGCGACUGUAGGAGCACGUAACACACCUCGACAGAGAUGUGACACGAGAGCGAACCAAAGUUGCAAGACGGAGCCCGAGGAGAAAGGGGAGAAAGUUGUAAGAAAAGAGGGGAACCACCAUGGAGAAAGUCAGUAAAGAUACCAAGACGAACCCGGAAGCGACGGCGAGCCUUUUUUCAAAGAUCUUUUUCUGUUGGCUCAAUCCUCUGUUUCGCAUCGGAUACAAACGCAAGCUGGAAGAAGAUGACAUGUAUGAAGUGCUCGCCGAGGACCGGUCAGAGAGACUUGGACAGGACCUGCAGAGGUACUGGGAUAAUGAGGUCCAGAAGGCUACCAAAGAGCUGCGCACGCCAAGUCUCUCCAAGUGCAUCAUUCAAUGCUACUGGAAACCGUAUGCAGUGCUGGGAUUCUUUACUCUCGUUGAAGAGGUCAUAAAAGUGAUCCAGCCCGUCGUCUUGGGGAAGAUGAUCACGUACUUUGAGAAUUACGACCCGAAGAACAUGACGGCGCUCUACGAGACUCUCGGCUACGCAGCCGCCUUGUCGUUGUGCACCAUCGGCCUGGCCUUGCUCCACCACCUCUACUUCUACCACGUCCAGAGGACGGGCAUGAAGAUCAGAGUGGCCAUGUGUCACAUGAUCUACAACAAGGCUCUGUGUCUCAGCAGUUCAGCCAUGGGAAAGACCACCACGGGCCAGAUCGUCAACCUCCUUUCCAACGACGUCAACAAGUUUGAUGAUGUGACCAUCUUCCUGCACUACCUGUGGGUGGGGCCCCUCCAGGCGGCGGCGGUCGUGGGCCUGCUGUGGGUGGAGAUCGGCCCGUCGUGCUUGGCGGGCAUGGUGGUCCUCAUGAUCCUGAUGCCAACGCAGACCUUGUUUGGAAGGCUCUUCUCCAAGUUCAGGAGCAAGACGGCUGUCCUCACUGACAGCAGAAUCCGCAUCAUGAACGAGGUGGUGUCUGGAAUGCGGAUCAUCAAGAUGUACGCCUGGGAGAAACCAUUCGCCGCUCUGGUCUGUGAGGUCAGAAGUAAGGAGAUCUCCAAGGUCAUGAAGAGCUCCUACCUGCGAGGCCUCAACAUGGCCUCCUUCUUCUGCGCCAGCAAGAUCAUCCUCUUCGUCACCUUCACCCUCUACGUCCUCCUGGGGAACACCAUCACAGCCAGCCGCGUCUUUGUGACGGUGUCGCUGUACAGCGCCGUGCGGCUCACCGUCACGCUCUUCUUCCCCAACGCCAUCGAGAAGCUGUUCGAGACCCGAGUCAGCAUCCGCAGGAUUCAGGAGUUCUUGACACUGGAUGAGAUCGUAAAAAACAAACCUGAUUUGCCACAAGAUGGGAAAAAAGACUCCACACAAGAUGGGAAGAAAGACGCCUCACAAGAUGUGAAGAAAGACGCCUCAAUCGAGAUCAAGGACCUCGUCUGCUACUGGGACAAGAGUCUGGAUGCUCCAUCUCUGCAGAACAUCUCUCUCACUCUGAACUCCAACCAGUUGCUGGCUGUGAUUGGACCAGUGGGAGCUGGAAAGUCAUCGCUGCUGAGCACCAUCCUUGGAGAGCUGCCCAAUGAAAAGGGGGUGCUGAAGGUCAAAGGUCAGCUGACCUACGCCGCCCAGCAGCCCUGGGUGUUCCCUGGAACCAUCCGCAGUAACAUCCUGUUUGGGAAAGAGCUCAACCCCCAGAAGUACGAGAGAGUCAUCCGAGCCUGCGCUCUAAAGAGGGACAUGGAGCUGCUCCCAGACGGAGACCUGACUCUGAUCGGGGACAGAGGAGCAACACUCAGCGGGGGACAGAAAGCCCGAGUCAACCUGGCGAGGGCUGUGUAUCAGGACGCAGACAUCUACCUCUUGGACGACCCUCUGAGCGCCGUGGAUGCUGAGGUCGGGAGACACCUCUUUGAACAGUGCAUCUGUGGCCUGCUGAAGAACAAGCCUCGGAUCCUGGUCACCCACCAGCUGCAGUACCUGCAGGCCGCCGACCAGAUCGUGGUCCUCAAGGAGGGUCACAUGGUGGCAAAGGGGAGGUAUAUGGAGCUGCAGCGGUCCGGAGUAGAUUUCACCUCCCUGCUGAAGAAGGAGGAGGAGGAGGAGCAGCCUCCUUCUCAAGACAUCCUGGUCAGGACCAGAACUCUGUCCCAGAACUCACAGACCUCCUCCGUGCACUCGGUCAAAGACGGAGACCAGCUACCGGCAGAGACGGUGCAGACCAUAGCAGAGGAGAGUCGUGCUCAGGGAAACAUUGGAAUCAGUCUGUACGUCAAGUACCUGAAAGCUGGAGCCAACGUGGUGGUUCUGCUAACUGUCAUACUGGUCAACAUUCUGGCUCAGGUAUCCUACAUCAUGCAGGACUGGUGGCUGGCUCACUGGGCCGACGAGCAAGAGAAGCUGACUGACAACAGCACCGGCAUCCAAAACGGACUGAAUGUCACCGCAGAGCUGGACACCAACUUAUACCUGGGUGUUUAUGGAGGUUUGACUGCUACCACCAUCGCUUUUGGCUUCAUCAGGAACAUUUUGCUGUUCCACGUGCUGGUGAGGUCUACACAGUCUCUGCACAACCGCAUGUUCAACUCCAUACUCGGAACACACGUGCGCUUCUUUGACGUCAACCCUAUUGGAAGAAUCUUAAACAGGUUCUCAAAGGACAUUGGCCAGCUGGAUUCUAACAUGCCGUGGACUUUUGUGGACUUCAUUCAGGUGUUCCUGCAGAUUAUCGGGACCAUCUGUGUGGCAGUGUCCGUGAUCCCCUGGAUCCUCAUCCCGGUUCUCCCCCUCUUCCUCGUCUUCCUCUACCUGCGUCGCUACUUCCUGCAGACCUCUAGAAACGUCAAACGCCUGGAGUCCACAACUCGCAGUCCAGUGUUCUCCCACCUGUCAUCGUCUCUUCAGGGCCUUUGGACGAUCAGAGCCUUUGGAGCAGAGGAGAGGUUCCAGAAAGCCUUUGACGCCCAUCAGGACCUGCACUCAGGGGCCUGGUUCCUGUUCCUGACCACCUCUCGCUGGUUCGCCGUCCGUCUUGACGGCAUGUGCUCCAUCUUUGUUACUGUCACCACCUUCGGUUGCCUGCUGCUCAGAGACCAGCUGGACGCCGGCUCCGUUGGUCUGGCUCUGACCUACUCGGUUACACUGAUGGGAAUGUUCCAGUGGGGGGUCAGGCAGAGCGCAGAGGUGGAGAACAUGAUGACGUCAGUGGAGAGAGUGAUGGAGUACACUGAACUGGAGAGUGAAGCACCCUGGGAAACCCAGAAGCGCCCUCCUCCCGAUUGGCCAAACAAAGGCCUUGUGACCUUUGACGGCGUCAGCUUCUCCUACAGCAGUGAUGGACCGCCGGUUCUAAAGAACCUGACGGCAAUGUUCCGGCCCAGAGAGAAGGUUGGCAUUGUGGGUAGAACAGGUGCUGGGAAAAGCUCUCUGGUCUCAGCUCUGUUCCGCCUGGCAGAGCCUACGGGGAAAAUCUACAUCGACGGUAUUCUGACCUCUGAGAUCGGCCUCCACGACCUGCGCCAGAAGAUGUCCAUCAUUCCUCAGGACCCGGUGCUGUUUACAGGCUCCAUGAGGAAGAACUUGGACCCUUUCAACCAGCAAAGUGAUGAAGACUUGUGGAAGGCUCUGGAGGAGGUGCAGCUGAAGUCUGUGGUGGAGGAGCUGCCGGGGAAGUUGGAGACGGUUCUGGCCGAGUCGGGCUCCAACUUCAGCGUGGGCCAGAGGCAGCUAGUGUGUCUAGCCAGAGCCAUCCUGAGGAAGAACCGCAUCCUGGUGAUCGACGAGGCCACGGCCAACGUGGACCCCAGGACAGAUGAGCUGAUCCAAAAAACCAUCCGCAAUAAGUUCAGCGAAUGCACCGUGCUCACUAUCGCUCAUCGUCUCAACACCAUCAUAGACAGUGACAGGAUACUGGUUCUAGAUGCAGGGAGGAUUCAUGCCUAUGAUGAGCCUUACACCCUGCUACAAGAUCCAGAUGGAAUAUUUUACAAAAUGGUGCAGCAGACUGGAAAGCAGGAGGCAGCAGCUCUACUAGAGGCAGCUAGACAGGCGUACGACAGCAGAAGCUAUUCUCACAUACCAAAUGGACAUGCAGAAACAGCAGAUGGUAACCUAGUAAUCUUUGAGACCGCUCUGUGAGCCUCUGACUUGCUGCUCUACCAGAACACUUAUAAAAUGCCUGGGCUCAUAUUGUGGCCCCCCAGCCUUGUGUGAAAGCACACAGGGCCUGAUGGGACUGCCUCAUCCGGUCCACCUUGUGAGGAGAAAGGAUCUAAAGAGGCUUCACAGUGGCCUUGAACGGCCGGGCCAAAUACACACACGUUGUGCUGCUGUUUCCUUCAAGCAGGGAGCGCUUGGAAAUCACUGUUCUAAAAAAAAUUGUUGAAGUAGAUAUCUAUUUAUUUUCUAUGCUUCAUUUUUAUCAUAUGUUAACAAGUGGCCACAUGAUCCUUACGAAACUGUAAGUGCCUUAUUUCAAGCUUGGUUAAAGUUUACAGGUCAGGUGACAAUCAGAACAUAGCUGCUACAACUGAGUGAAUGUGUCAUGACUAUCUGAAAUGUUAAAACUUUGUUAUGUAAAAUGCUACAUAGACCCCGACAAAUCUUACACUUAUAAAAAAAAUCUCCUUACCUUCUGACUUGAUCUUCUUCCUGAUACACUCAGCAGCUGUUUUAAUAAAACAUUGAAAAAUUACUCAGUUAAAAACGGUACAAUCUGUAUGAGACAAUGAUAUACAAAAGAUCCAUGUAAAUGUACCUCAAAUUUCACAGUUGACUCUGGAUUUCGACAUAUAUGUAUAUAUAUAUACAGUGGGUACGGAAAGUAUUCAGACCCCUUUACAUUUUUCACUCUUUGUUUCAUUGCAGCCAUUUGCUAAAAUCGAAAAAGUUCAUUUUUUUUUCGCAUUAAUGUACACUCAGCAACCCAUCUUGACAGAAAAAAACAGAAAUGUAGAAAUUUUUGC
Molecule: messenger RNA, 5109 nt
Organism: Anoplopoma fimbria (sablefish)
Lineage: Eukaryota; Metazoa; Chordata; Actinopteri; Perciformes; Anoplopomatidae
Product: ATP-binding cassette sub-family C member 4-like
Exons: 31
Coding region: 284-4282 (1332 amino acids)
Biological process (GO): transmembrane transport
Cellular component (GO): plasma membrane
Molecular function (GO): ATP binding; ABC-type transporter activity; ATP hydrolysis activity
Source: RefSeq, a predicted model, not a curated record